This is a messenger RNA of Ruditapes philippinarum (Manila clam), 6245 nucleotides long. RefSeq lists its product as uncharacterized. The transcript is spliced from 21 exons. The coding region runs from base 173 to 4891 and encodes 1572 amino acids. Lineage: Eukaryota; Metazoa; Mollusca; Bivalvia; Venerida; Veneridae. The record is from RefSeq and is a predicted model, not a curated record.
CUGUUUUCCGAAUAACAGAUUGCACCGGAAGUACACUCUAAUGGUUACCAUAUCCGGUUUGAUGUCAACAGUGGGCCUAUGGGCUAUAUUUUACCAUACUGGGUACCAGAGGAGGAGAGGAUAAGUCAAGAUGGAUGGAUGACUCAUAUCAAUACUGAAGCUGAAACAAGACAUGAGACUACACACUCGAACAUUAGCUGCAAGAUUUAAUGACCUUCACCCUUCCUUGUUACUAUUUUUACACAGGCUUCGUCAAAUAACAAUACAAAAUAAGGUGGAAAAUACUGUAGAAACAAUUCAGCGUCGUGACAUAGGGGACAAUGUGGUAGAGAUACAACAUUCAGGAGGGUGUGAUAGAUGGAUGGUCAUUAAGAAAAUCCUAGAUGCCAGCAAUAUCUCUCUACAAACAAAAUCUGGUGCUGAGGUGGAAUCUACAGAAAUAGCAUUAGCCUUCCCCUUGAAAAAUCAGUGCAGGAAAAAUACUGUCCAUAUGAUGCCCCCGAAGCAACCAGUAUUUGCUUUCCUACCAUUGAGAAGUUAUGGUUUCCGUUUUAUUAUUCAAGGUGACUUUGAUGUACCAUCAAGUCGAGAAGAUGUUGACAGAGACAGUUCAUGGAACCAGUGGCUACGUAAUGAAAUCCCUAAUGUAUUCCUGGAAACUCUUGAUGUCUUCAAGACACAUUCUGAGUUCAGCAGUAUGGAAGCAGUAUGUACAUUCCUGCAGUUUGUACCUAUGGAAGAUGAAGUUCUAGAAUUCUUUAAACCUGUAGCUUCUGAUAUACUGAAGAAGCUUAAAGCUAAACCUUGUAUUCCUACACUGGCAGAAAAACAAGGACCAGUAAGCUGGAAGAUACCAUCACAGACAGUAAAAGUUCGGGACCCGCUGGUACGCAGUGUGAUCACAUCGGACCUUCUGGAGAAACACCUUAAUCUGUUUUACCUACAUCCAGACAUUGCCACAGUGUUGAACCCAGCAUUGACGUCCUGUCUUGGUAUUGAAAACUUAACAUCUGACCAUUUAUUCCAGCUUGGUAAAGCUUUGAUUGUGAACAUGGGCACACACUGCAAUAAGGAUGAAGAUGUGAUACUAAUAUCUAAAUGGAUGGCUUGUUUAUAUCGUAGCCUUGAUGAAUUUCAUCAUGAUGAUACUAUUCUACCUACACUGAAAGUACAUCCUUUCUUACCACUGUCUGACGGAGAGCUCGUCUCCCUGCAGGAAAAAACAGUAUUUUAUCCUAUACCCAAUUUGAGAACAAAAAAACAGAAAGGAAAAGACCCCAUGUAUUAUCUACAGCAAGAUGUGAGCAGUCUACAUCCAUUGUUAUUAGAUACUGGUGAUGCCGAGGUGAACAGUCAGGUUCACAAACUCUUGUUGAGACUUGGUGUAAAGCAGUUAUCUCCCUCUGAUGUUAUCAACCAUCAUAUUAUACCUGUGUUAAAAUAUGACAAUUGGAAGAAGAAAAAGAAGGAGACUUUAGUGUCCUAUAUGAUUUACAUCAAAGAACAAAGUGACAAGCAGGCAUCAGUAUGUAACUUAGAUGAAGUCAAGAAUAUAGCUGUAGUUUUGACAAAUGAUGGAUUCAAAAAUCCCUCUGACGAACCAGUGCAGUUUCCAACAGAGUAUGGGAAUGCAGUCAAUUUGCAAGAAGUCUUUAAAGGAUAUGACUGGACUCUACUGGAUACUUGCUACUUACCUCAGACAUGUACAAGACCCACACUCAUUAGUUGGCAGGAAUUCUUCAGGAAACUUGGAGUAGAAGAUUUCCUGUCCAUCAGAAAGAAAGAUGUACACUUAAAAAAAGAUGAAUUGGAGGGUAGUUAUUGGAGUAUAAGCAGUUCUGUAUGGCCACAAGAUGAAGAAGUAUAUAUUGUACAAGAUUACUACAGUGCUGAACUAGAGGCUCUUAUUAGAAAUAAUAAAUACCCAAGUGGACAACACUUUGAGAAACAGAUGCAAAACUUAUGUAUGCUCUUGGAUAGAAAUUGGGACACUGGCUUCUCAAAAUAUUGUAAAACACAUGUGGUUGAUAAAGAUGGGAAAUUCCUAAAAGAAACUGAUACAUCAUUUAGUAUAUUGUUACAAACCUCCAAAUGGCUGCCAGCAGAGGAAACAGAAAUUACUGAUAUUGAUGGAUAUCUGAAGCAUGAAGUUAGAGUUGUGAUGAAGGAACCAAAGAGUUUGUAUUUACCCUCAAACAAAGUUCAGAGUUUGUUAUCUGAUAAAGUGCUUUACUUGGCUGUUAACCUCACAGCUGGCACGUUCUGUCAGUUUCUUGGUCUGAAAAAUUCUGUUACUUUGGAAAGUGUUAAGUCUUAUUUGUUACAGUGGUGUAAAAGAAAAAAGGACAACGUAUCAGCUACAUUUUAUACAUCAUUAGAACAUAUGAAGAUGGUUUACACAUACCUUGGAGAAGAAUUAAGGAAGCAGGAGUUACAAGAUUUGUUACGUGUUAAUCCUGUAUUUUUUGUUCCUAUCAACUCCGGAUACUACAACCCAGAUGAAGUUGUUAAAGGGAAAAUGUUAAACAGGAAUGAAAUAUGGCUGAUGGACAAGUCUGGAUUGUUUGAUAAGCAUAGGAACCUGUUAGAAGAGUACCAUUCUGAUAUUGCUCAUAAAAGAACUAUAUUUGGUUUCUAUAACGACAGACCGAAUAUUAUAGAACUUUUCAAGCAAGAAGGUAAAGUUGAUACACAGCCAAGGGUUGAGGAAUUUAUUGAAUUACUAUGUCUCCUUUGCAACACAUCCUCUCCGAAGGAUGCCAGAGUGUUACUUGAUGUAUUGAACAUCUUCUCUACCAUUGGUCAAGCUCUUUGUACAUCUCCUGAAGGUAUGCCAGAUGAAAGAACAGCAAAUAUGGCAUUGGAAACCUUGAAGAGAACUGUAAUAAAGAAGCUUCAUAGAGAAAAGGUAUUUCCAACAACAAAACAGACCUGGGUAAGUCUGGAAGAUCAUCCUAUGAUACCUGAUAAUAGGGAAUGGGAAAAAAUGUUUGCUGAAAAGGAGGGGGUUCAUUUCCUUGAUAUGGAAGACAAGUCAAACAAAGUUUCACGAUCAGUUAGAGGUGGUGUUGGUAACCGAGGACAAAGAAGCAAAAAUAUAGAGAGUCGUGUUAAUCUAGAGAUGAUAAACAAGGUGAUUGACAUCUGUGGAAUCCGCAAGCUUAGUGAGUGUGUAGAUAUAAGACCAGUACCAGAAAUGAUAGAGCCUUGCUUGGAACUCCAGGCAUAUUUUUGUAAGAUUGUGCCUUCCGUACAAAAAUAUCUGAUUGCAGGAUAUGAGGAUGUUUAUCAUCAAUUAGAAAAUAUCAAUACAAAAGAAAUGUUGGCAGAUGCAAAAUUUUAUCAGACUGGUAAACUAGAGGUCAGCUACAGGCUCAACAACAAUCUGCCCAAAGAAACAUUCAUAAUCAAAAGUGAAAAAUGCGUGAUACAUCCACCAGAGUUUUAUUUUCAUCGAGAUCAUCUAAAUGCUUUAGCCGAAAUUAACAGAGAAAUUGCAAGGUACUUCAGUAGAGGACACACAGACUGUAGUAGGUCACUAAGAUCUUUCCUGUCAGAAUUGUCAUGUAUAGUGUCUGGUGAAACAGAUGAUGAUGUGGACGAGCUUCUACAGAGAUAUGAUGUUGAUGACUUAGAUAUAGCUGAAGAAGAAUUAUGGAUGGUUGAAGCUCCUGUUCUCCCAGGACUUGAUACACCAGAAGAGGCAGAAGAAGAAGGAGAAGUUUCUGGUGAGGAUGAUGAUAUUAAUGUUACUGUUGCAAGUCAAGAUGGGGAAUUCCAGCUUAGAAUGUGGCCACCUGUUGCCAGUGAAAAUAAAAUUCAUGUCACAGAAGGCACUGAAAAACCAACGUCGAACAUUUGGCCCCCACCACAGGCAAAAGAUUACAUGAAAUCUGUGAAAGACCUACCAUCUAAUAUCAGAAUGAUUGUACACAAACAGACAGAAACACAAGAAGAUGAUGAUAAAGCUACACAACCAAGUACUGAAAUAGAGAGUUCUAGGACAGAACAGGAACUAAAAACUUAUCCUGUACAUCAAAGUGAUUUUGAGCGUGCAACAGGACUUGUGGAAGAUUCUAAAUCACAAGGAGCUGGUGGCCAAUUUAAACUUGUGUCUGCAGGAAAGCUAGAUGACAAUGUAGGGGCUCUACAAUUAGAACAUAAAAAUACAGAGAGCUGGGUUACAGACAAUUCAACAGGUGUUAAAGUAGAUAACGUUCCAGAGAUAAGUGGCAAAGAAGGGACUAACAUUGAUGAUAGGGAGUUUAAAGGUCAUUCAUCUGACAAAAAUAAUUCAGCAUUAGAGGAUCAAGGCCAAGGUUAUGGGCAUAGACGUGGUGGUGAUUCUGGUCAUCAUAGAAGAAAAGGACAGCAUGCCUUCACUAGAGGACAACCUAUUAUUAAAGGUGAUCCUAUUUGGACAUUUAUGGCAACAGAUUAUUUGUACGAGGAUCUAGGCACUGGUAAAGACCUUGGUAAUAUUGAUAGUCUUACAUUAUGUGAUGAUGCAGCUGGUCCAGAGAUAGGGGAAUGGGGAGAGGCUCUGGUUGCCCAAUAUCUUGAAAGACAAAAACAGCUUGGUAAAAUUCUUGAUUACUUCUGGAAGAAUAGUGAAGAAGAAACAGGAUGUCCAUUUGAUUUUGAAAUCCAACUUUCAGGAAACAGUGGUAUCUUGUCUAACUAUAUUGAGGUUAAAAGUACUGUCAGUGAGGAUAAAGAAGUAUUUGAGAUAUCCAUGCAGCAGAUUCAGUUUGCAGAGCAUGAGAAAGAGAAGUUUCAUAUAUACCGAGUGUUUAAUGCAGGAAAUCCAGAACGUGUUAAAUUAAUACGUAUUACAAACCUCGACAUGAGGCUAGCAAAGAAACAAGUAAAACUUUGUAUGCUCAUAUAAAAACAAGAAAUUUCAAAGAGGAGAAUAAAAAAAUCUUGGUUUUUAUGGACUGAGCUUGUUGCAAAAAGAGUUUUUUGAUGAUAAUAUAGAAAAUUAUAAGGAAGUCAUUUUAAAUUGUUAUAUAGUAUUGAAAUAUGUUUGAUGUAGUUCAUGUUGUUUAUAAGCAGUGUGAAAGUCAUGUUAUAUAACACUAAACUGCUGAUGUAAAAGCCAUUAGUCAAUUUCUUUAAAAUAGAACUUUUUAUUAUUUAAAGAGCUUUACAAAGACACAACACACAGCCUUAUUAUACAUGUAUUAACUCAGCAAUUUUUAUUAACAAACAUUCUGAGAGGACUACAAAAUAUAAAGUAAAAAAAUCAAAAUAUAAGUGGGUUAUAGUAACAUCAUAUUAACUUACUCAAAACUUUAAAAUAAUACUCAGUUUUUUUUCUAAAUCAAGUUGUCAAUAGUUUACUAAUGUAAAAUUUAUGAAACAUUAGUGAAAUAAAGUAUGACUUAAGAUACUAGUGAAAUACCAAUAAAUACAUAUAGCUGAAAAUUAAAGUCAUCCAAAACGAUAGAUGUCAAGCAUGGGCUUCUGUCCAUUUAGGAUCAAGUUUUAACUGGUAUUCUGUGAUGUCAUUGCCUUUUGUGAUUUGUACAUUACAUUGUAUGUAAUUGUAUUUAAAAGAAAGUUAUUGAUUAACAUUAUAUAAAUAAAGCAUACUGAACUUCUUUUCUAUUUUAACACUAAUACAGCUGUGCCAUGGAAAUGUAUGCCAUUGUUUUUGUUUUAGUUCAUUUUUGUGAGAAUUUAUGCUCAAAACUGUUUGUUUGAAUCUUUACCAUAAGUUCAAAUUUGGCUUGCCAUAGCAUUUGUUUUAUAUUAGAUAUUUUGAAUUGUUUGAGGAGAAAUAUUGUUUUUACCCUGUGUGUGUCUGACUGCUCAUCUGAAUUUCACAAGAUUGUUUUAUCAUAAUGCCUUUGAUGUUUGUAUUAUAAUAAUGCUCUAUUUGUCGUUGUUAAUGUAAAGAAAUUCCUCCACCAAGUUGAGAAGUUGCCAUAUGACCUAUACUGUGCAAUGUAAAACAUAACAAAAAAAAAUCAUUUUUGAAAGAAUUUAAUAUUAAAACAGCUGUCAUUUUGUCAAAGAUAAAUGUCACUAUGUCCUUAUUCAGCUCAGUGUAGUCUGUGGUUUAUUCUACCUACAUCAAUCAAUGUGGAUAUUGAGUAAUAAGGCUCCCACGGUUACGCGUUAAAACGGAGUCGUUUCGAUUUUCAGUCGAAAACGUUUACGGUAAUGUUUACCGUUUAAUCGAAAUGACUAUAUUGUCUUACAAAAUAUCUAAAUCAUUGCCAGUAAUCAUGAAUUCU